UUCUUCUUCUUCACCUCCGCAGCUUCUUCUCUCGCGGGCGGCGCGCCGGCGGAUUCCACACGGCGGCGAAGAACCGGGAAAGGGUCUCGACUUCGACUCCGUCAUGCACGUCUCUUCGCGUUCCGACUGGCAAACUCCACGGUCGAGUUCCACCGCAAUUGCCGUCGCCGUCUCUCUCUCUCUCUCUCUGCUCUGAUCGUCCCCGUCGGUUGAUCGGCGAAUGAAUCCUCCGCCGCGAUGAGCUCUUCCGCUUCUGCCUCGUCCCGAUCGAGUGAUUCCGGCGCGAGGACGCUGCGGGGGUCGCUCUUCGUCGCGGCCGGCUGCGUUUGCUUCGUCGCUUUCGCGUACGCGGCCGUCGUGUCCAAGCUCCUUCCCCCGUCGGACAACGCCGUCGUCGCUGCCGUGCAGAAUGACAGGGACAUCAUGUCUUCUCCGGAUGACCAUUCUGUUUCACUCUCCUGCAAUGUACUAUUGUUUUUUGGUUCCCCUUACACUCCCCAUCCUCGUUGUUGCUGUAUAUUUUCAUUGGCUCAGCAUGAAGCUUUUCAAGCAUGCAUGAUGUUUGUCUCAUCAUACCAUGGUUAAUCAAACAAGCUGGCUGCUCUGCUCACUGGUUGGCUGGAUUCAAUAAUAGUGAUAUUGGAAUUAAUGCAAUUUCCAGUGGAAAAUCACUUUCCUUUACUGUAGUAUGACAAUAUCAUGUAUGCUAAAGCAAUGAAGCUCCUUGGAAUUGAUACUUGUCUAGGUCUAGAAUUAGUUUUGUCGAUGCAAAAAACAGCUACUGGUUUCUUAUCUGUGCUUAUGGCAGGUAGUCAAUAUUGCAAGAGUCCUCAGUGCAUUUACUUUGUCAUCUUCCAGCUUGUCUAUGAUUUAUUAAUCGUUUUAAUCA
Molecule: messenger RNA, 889 nt
Organism: Eucalyptus grandis
Lineage: Eukaryota; Viridiplantae; Streptophyta; Magnoliopsida; Myrtales; Myrtaceae
Exons: 3
Coding region: 238-585 (115 amino acids)
Source: RefSeq, a predicted model, not a curated record